This is a messenger RNA of Lepisosteus oculatus (spotted gar), 5320 nucleotides long. RefSeq names its product potassium channel, subfamily K, member 1b (gene kcnk1b). Gene Ontology annotation, cellular component: plasma membrane. Gene Ontology annotation, biological process: stabilization of membrane potential; potassium ion transmembrane transport. Lineage: Eukaryota; Metazoa; Chordata; Actinopteri; Semionotiformes; Lepisosteidae. The record is from RefSeq and is a predicted model, not a curated record. Gene Ontology annotation, molecular function: outward rectifier potassium channel activity; potassium ion leak channel activity.
UAAUGUAUACUGCCGCUUCCAUUCACCAAAUCGUCUUCACUAUGUUAAUUAUUUGUUUUUUACUUGGAUAACAUAAUGAAGCACCAAUCUUUAAAAGCAUGGAUAUUUUUAAUGUGAAGCAGCCUGCAUUUGACGACUUUUCUAGAUCUAAAAGCUGCAUGAAACUUUUAUUUUGUAGGUUCAAAAGCACCGUUUAUUGUUAUUUCCUAUUUCUAACUGUGCGUUGUGUGGGAGUUUCCUGUGAAAUUAUAAAUGUCGUUAAAAAGAAGACGGGGGCAGUUUGAGCGUAUAUGCUAAGACCUGUGCUUGUUGUUGAGUGCUGUGCCAAAACAGACAUAUCAGAAUGAAACCUGUAAUUUGAUAGUCGGACACCACAUGCAUAGCACCGGAGUCUAAAUUAACAUACUUGACAUAUCGUGUGAAAACGGUCUAGAUUUUUCCACGUCGCCAUCACUCCAAGGCUUGAAAUCAAAUGAGUCUUCAACCCAUGAAAACACGAUACCUCCAGAAUCCCAGACAAACCGGAAUGUCGAGGAUGAUUUUAUUAUAUCAUUUUCUUGUAUGCUAAGGCAGGCCACGUAUACAUAAGUACGCAUGCACACACUGGGCAGAUAUCUACGCAAAUAUAUACAGUACCUUAUAUGUCCGCUACAAUAUGUCUGUCUUAUCUGUAUUUCACUGUUGUGCCAUGAGAGCGAGCGGGCAUUUGCACAAAGGGAGUGAGUUUGAACUUCAGUCCUUUUGUCAGCCGCUUCGCUCUGCGCUGCUACGCGCCGAAGCACUGCCUCCUUCUGUAGCUAAGGAAGCUCUUCGGUCCUCCUCCUGUUACCUGGGCUGGGGAGCCAAUAACGUCACAGGCGGGCUGAAGUCAUCGCCACAUCAGCUCAUCUAACCUCAAUGAAUGUGAACCGACCGAACCAAAGAAAAACAGGGAUCGGGAAAAAGAAUUGGCGCUGCGCGAAUGCGACACACAAAUGAAUCCUAGCUGGUUCUAAGUCGUAUUUGGUGCAAAGGAUACGGUCUUGAGAAAUAACAGUAACAUUACUGUUAAUACCAAUUUAGCUACUGGAAGAUGUUACAAUCCCUCACAAGUAACUCAUGUGUGCGUCUCAUACAGAGUAAUAAAUCGACGUGGUAUUUCUUGUUUCUGAUCCUGGGCUACGUGCUGUAUUUGAUUUUCGGGGCGGUGGUAUUCUCCUCGGUCGAGCUGCCUUAUGAGGACGAGCUCCGGCAAGAUCUCCGCAAUGUGAAGCGGAAGUUUCUGCAGGAGAACGAGUGCCUGUCGGAGGACCGGCUGGAGGAGUUCCUCGCCAAGGCGCUGGAGGCCAGCAAUUAUGGGGUCUCCAUGCUGAACAACGCCACCGCCAACUGGAACUGGGACUUCACAUCAGCUCUGUUCUUCGCGAGCACAGUUCUGUCUACCACAGGCUACGGCCACACGGUGCCCCUCUCAGACGGGGGCAAGGCAUUCUGCAUCAUCUAUUCAGUGAUCGGGAUCCCCUUCACCCUCCUCUUCCUGACAGCAGUGGUGCAGCGCAUCAUGGUGUUCAGCACCCGCCGUCCCGUGACCUACAUCCACACCCACUGGGGCCUCUCCAAGCCAUUGGUGGGGAUGAUCCAUGCCAUUUUCCUGGCCUUCAUCACAGCGUCCUGCUUCUUCAUCAUUCCUGCUGUGGUCUUCUCUGCCCUGGAGGAGAACUGGAACUUCCUGGAGUCCUUCUACUUCUGCUUCAUCUCCCUCAGCACCAUUGGUCUGGGGGAUUAUGUACCGGGAGAGGGCUACAACCAGAAGUUCAGAGAGCUGUACAAACUGGGCAUCACCGUGUACCUCCUGUUGGGCCUGAUUGCCAUGCUGGUGGUGCUGGAGACUUUCUGCGAGCUGCAGCAGCUGAAACAGUUUAGGAAGAUGUUCUACUUGAAGAGGGAGAAGCCAGAAGACCGUGUGACCAUCCUAGACCACGACCACUUGUCUUUCUCCUCUGUAUCUGACCAGGCUGCCACCCUCAGGGAAGAGAAAAUCACUGAACCCUUUGUGGAUGUGCAGCCCGUGCUUUACACUGCUACAGAUGGCUCCAUCAACAGAUAGGGUUCUGUAUAGGUUACUCUGUAGUGGAAUGUUGUGGAGAUAUAGAAUCAUAGCUGGACCAUAGCCCACAUAAGACCAGAAUAGCUUUUUUUUCAGAACAUAUACAGUAUAUUGUGAAAAAUGUAUUUCAGAGGUUUUACAGGCUUGCUGUAUUUGUUGAGUGGUGUGCUUAAGGAAAGCAAAAUUAAUUUAAGACAACAAUGUUAAUUUUAACUGACAGCAUGCUAUCAACAAGUGAAUUUAGAUGUCUAUGUUUAAAAAGGCAUACUUACUUAACUGCUGAUAUUUGGAAAGUGAGUUUAGUGUAUUAAGCAUAAGUCAAAUAAUGUCAAUAGUUCUAUCUCAUGAUUUCACUGGCUGUUGUUGCACUAAGGUAUACAGUAGGUUUGAACAAGUCUACCGUUUGUAUUACUUUAAGGUUGUGCUUUAAAGUUUAAAGGGCUUUGAAGGAUGAUGGAGUUAAAAAUAAUAAUGGUAUAACUGUUCACCUAAUGUGAGAAAAAUAUUAACAUUCAGCACAUUGUCUUUAAAUCCAUAAUGUACUUGAAAUUGUAGAUUCAGGGAAAGUGUUGAGGAUGAUUUAAAGGUGAAUGAUUUGUGGAUUUACACAUAUAAAUGCAUUCCUUGUUUCUGUCUAGAAUACAAAGCAGCAAAUUCCUGCUUUACAAGCUGCAAUUAUUCUAAACAUGGUGGAAGGUACUGUAAUUAGUAUUAUUGUUAUCUUAACAUGUCUGUGGUUUUCUGUCAUAGAUGUGUAGAAAGAAGUGAAAAGAAAUGUUAUUUUAAACAGUCUUUUACAAGUGGGUAUGGGGGCUGGUCCCUGAUAUUGUAUUACAAAAGUCUUGCCAACUGUACAUUUGUACAUUGUAUAGAGUUGCAGGUACAAAAGAGAGAAAAAUGUUUUAUAAGCAGCACAAAAAUGUAUUGAAAGGAGCUGUCAACAGUGUGACCUGAAGAGUUACAUACUACCAAUAUAAAGGAAUAAAAAUGUUUUAUUGUGAGAUUUCCUAGUGACAUUAGUUUACUGUAUAUUAUUGAAUAGUCCGUUCUCUGAUAUUUGCACUGUACUUCUGUGUCUCUACUGGGUCAUGUGUGGUACAUCAGACCGACCCAUUGUCUUAGGAAAGGAACUCAAGCACAAUGCAUUUAUGCACUCAAAUAGCUGCUUCAGGAUUAAAUCAUACAUAGUGCAUGCGCUGAUAUUCGAUUGGUAAAUUCAGAGUAUCUGUGUAAAACAGAGUUUUUUCUUCUUAUUUAAAACUGUAAAUUGUGAACCUGGAGUAUAAUAAAGUGUUUAUUAAGUUCAAUUUCCUGUUACGUUGUUGUUAAGAGACCAGCACAUUCUGCAGUAUGAAUGUCCCUCUUCUUUGAGGUUGAAGAUGAACUUUCUGUCAAGAAGGGGCAGUCGAUUUGCCUGUUAACAGUUUUUCUUUUUGUCUGCCGGGGCUGUAGAACUGCCCUGAUGCACAGAAUAAUAGACACCAACAGACCGUAAGAACAUUAGAAAUGUUCAAAAUGAGACCAGGAUGUUCUGUCUGUCUAGUUUGUCUGGUUGCUAUUAACCAAGUAGUCCAAGGAUCUGAUCCAAGUCCAUCAUCAACAAUUUCAUUAAGCCAACUCAAGAUAAUUGACAUGAUGUUAAAUGUAAAUUAAAUGAUGCUUGUAAAAAUAUUGGAUUGUUUAUUAAGGUAGAAUUUAACAUGUCUACAUGUCCUUAAAAUGGGAGUCUGACACAUUUGUUAUAUGAUUAGUUAUUUUCAUUUGUGCAAUAAGUUCAGUGGUACAGUAUUAAAUCUUUAUUACUUUGACUUCUUUUAAAUGUAUGAAUUAUUUUCAUAAGGUGUAUGGUUAAGUCCUUAUGGAUUUCCUUUGUCAUCAAUGAAAUCUUUAAGUAUAUUCAUCACAAAACUUACACAAUAAUUCUGUAAUUUUAGUUUGUUUUUAUCAAAGGCUCCACCUUAUGAGACUGAUUUUAUCUAGCAAUUACAUUAAAAACAUUACAAAUUAAAAUUACUUUAAGUGUAAUUGUCAAGUGUCACAAUGCAUAUAUUUGCUUUGAUGAUCAGUUUCUUUCAAAUUAUUGUCAAUAGCAGGGCUGUAUGUAGCUGUGCCUGAAAAGGAGGUUUGGAAUAAUAUCCUUAAUAUUCCAUCUGCCACACUCCUGAUGGCACAGUCUACUUUGAUCCUGCACGUGUUUUUUUAUAUAUUAUUUCCUAAUAAGUAUAAAGAUGGAUGUACAAAAAUCAGUAUGCAAUUAUUACCCAAGCAGACAAUUUUGCUUGAACAAGACCUGGCUGUAAGAUGCUCUCUUGGUUGCAGGAAGGGUGUGCAUUUUACACGCAGAGAACUAGAGCUGAAUCUUUUAAGUGUUAAGCUGAUAAGUUAUUGAUAAACAGUGCUGUAGUAAAACAGAUCUGAUGCAAGGGGUUAUUCCUGGUGUGGGUGGACACUGGGUGAAGGACUAGUUUCUACCAGGCUCAAGGCUACUCCAAAUCCAGCAGGCUCCUCCCAAAACUGAUGGCUUUUUUUUGCUUAAGCUUUAACAUAUUUCAGGUUAUUUUGUUCACUUACACCAGAGGUGCCCAAUCCUGAGGCCCACAUUCCUGCUGUUUUUCAUUCCUACUCAGCCUAAUUACCAAACCUUAAUUAACUGAAGUCUUAAGGGUGCUUGGUUGGGAUAUUUAUUCUUUAACCUACUCAAAUGUCUGGGACUUUAUUUAGUUCAAAUGAAUUCUCUUCUAAUGUCAAUUAAGGGUUAAAUCAUGUAACCAAGAGUGUUUAGACCUACGGGACCAGGAUUGGGAACCAUUGAGUUAACUACUAUGCGCAUCAGUGUGCCGGAAUAGGUCCACUAAAGUUGCCGUCAAAGAUAAUACUUUGACAAACCUAGCAAUGAAAGAAUGUGGAUAGAGUGACUUCUCCUUCACUGCUCAUCAAGAGAGAUAGGCAUCUAUACACUCUUGGUUUUCAGGUCCUCCUGAAACCUAUUAAACAGGUUAAUAAUAAUACGGUACACUAUAUACAGUAAUGUAUCUUUUGUCAGAUUUAAUGCUUAUGUUGUCUGUGACAUUCCACAGCUUAUUCAUUGACUGAGUUCAUUUAUUGUUUUAUUUGCUUAUAUAGAAUGCAUGGCAAACCUUGUAAGACAGUAUAGAUCCUUUGUGAUUAUUGUACUGUGUGUAAUGUUUGCACAUUCUUGAUUGAGAUUAAAAAGCUCAAGGUCUUUCAAAGUUA